This is a messenger RNA of Hyla sarda, 4991 nucleotides long. RefSeq names its product ELL associated factor 1 (gene EAF1). The record is from RefSeq and is a predicted model, not a curated record. Gene Ontology annotation, molecular function: transcription elongation factor activity. Gene Ontology annotation, biological process: positive regulation of DNA-templated transcription; regulation of transcription elongation by RNA polymerase II. The transcript has 6 exons. The coding region runs from base 136 to 906 and encodes 256 amino acids. Gene Ontology annotation, cellular component: super elongation complex. Lineage: Eukaryota; Metazoa; Chordata; Amphibia; Anura; Hylidae.
CAAAGGUCCUUUCGCACUGUAGGGUUUAGCGUCUGCGUAUGUCAGCAGUGCGCCUGCGCACCUUAGACGCUCAGAGAAGACGCACUUACUGCUUUGUUUAUGUGACUGGCAGCCUAGUUUCCUACGCUCGGAGAAAUGAACGGGACACCGCCCCCACCGCCUCUGGACCGGGAGGAACACGGGCUGAGGUUAGGAGAGAGCUUCGAGAAGAGGCCGCGCUCCUCCUUCCACACAGUGCGCUAUGAUUUUAAGCCAGCAUCCAUAGACACGUCGUGUGAAGGAGAACUUCAAGUAGGAAAAGGAGAUGAAGUUAAAAUUACUUUGCCUCACAUCCCAGGUUCAACUCCUCCUAUGACUGUAUUCAAAGGAAACAAACGGCCCUACCAGAAGGACUGUGUGCUGAUCAUCAACCAUGACACUGGGGAAUACGUCCUGGAGAAGCUAAGUAGCAGUAUACAAGUGAAGAAAACCAGGGCUGAGGGCAGCAGCAAGAUUCAAGCUCGGAUAGAGCAGCAAUCUGCCAGAUCCUCGCAGCCACCUUCACAGUUUAAAACUCCAUCAAAACCUUCUGCAGGACCUAAGACUUCACCCCUGAAGGAUCAUCCUUCUCCUGAACCUCAGCUGGAUGACAUUAAAAGAGAGCUGAGGGCGGAGGUGGAGAUCAUCGAGCAGAUGAGCAGUAGCAGCGGCAGCAGCUCCUCUGAAUCAGCAAGCUCCUCGGGGAGCGAUGAUGACAGCUCCAGCAGCGGUGGAGAAGAUGACACACACACAUCGCCCUCACAGCAGUACAGCAACAGAGCGCCCAUCUCCAACGGCACCAACAGACCCCAAGGAAGUACUCAACUGAUGAACACACUUAGACAUGACUUACAGCUAAGUGAAUCGGGAAGUGACAGCGAUGACUAAGAAGAAAUCUUUCUCUUGUAUAUAUUUUAUUUGAUUGUGUACAUAGAAGCACUGAUGCCCCCAAAUACUCAAGCCCCACAAUAGUACAAUAAUAUACUGCAAUAGUUAGACUUUCACAAACACAUAUAUAUGCAUGUUUGUGGACACUUGAAUCCUCUGUGCAUUAGACUUAUGUUAAAGGGGUUUUCCUGGAAGAAACUACUCAUGGCUAUCAAUAGUUGAUCGUUGGGGAGUCGGCACCUGUCACCCCCACUGAUCAGCUGUUCGGUGCCCUCACUACACUGAGAACGGAGCCAGAAGCGCAUGGCUCUAUACUCUGUGUAACAACGGCACUGGGUUAUUGCAUCCAACUUUUUCCAGCUCUGUUCUCAGUGUAGUGAGAGUGCCGAACAGCUUAUUCGCAGCAGUGGCAGUUGUCAUCAUCCUGCUAAUUGACUAGUCAUUGCCUGUUCUGUGGAUAAGCCAUCAAUAUCUUAUUUUUUAUUUUUUUUGCUAGAAAACCUCUUUAAAGGGGUAUUCCGCCCUAGACAUCUUAUCCCCUAUCCAAAGGAUAUCAGAUAAGAUGUCUGAUCGCUGGGGUCCCUGCUGCACCCGACGUCGGGUGCAGUGCCAAAGGCUUGUGACGUCACGGCCAUGCUAGCUCACUGCAAGUCUAUGGAAGGGGGCGUGACUCUGGGGAACCCCGUUACGGUCAAGCCCCCUCAAUGCAAGUCUACGGGAGGGGGCGUGACGCAGUCACGCCCUCUCCCAUAGACUUGCAUUAAGGGGGCUUGACCGUGACAUCACGAGCGGGGUGUGACGUCAUCUGGCAUGGAGCGAAGUUCACUCUGUGCACUGGAUGUCUGGGGUGCCGCAGCCCAGAGGCAGAUGUCUAGGGGCCGAGUACCUCUUUAAUGUUAGCGUAUCAUCACUUGUUAUGGUAACAACAGAAAGUUGAUGAACCCUUAGAUUCUUUGGAGACCAUUGACAUCAGUCUUUAAACAGUGGGUAAAAUCCUCCUCCUCUUUCCAUCAUAUUCUUAUAUAUAAGGAUAAAACUAGGGUUUAAUAUUUAUUCAUGUAUGGUAAAGUUGUUUUAGCUCCGUCUAUGUAUAUAUGCAUUGACAAAGUGAAUCUCCUUUUUAAAUAUACUAGGAUUUUUCAUGUUGUGGUACAUGUGAUAAAUCAGUAGUUAAGGAAGCAGUACCUUUUUACUAAGGUUUUGUUCUUUUCAGAUGCUGUCACAAGUUUUCAUAUGGGACAAUGUCAUAUAUUCCCACAUCCAAGUCAAGCGGUGGACUAGCAUUCUGAGGCUUCAAUCUAUAUAAAACCUGCCGAUUUGGUAAAAAGGGUUUCACUUAUAACAGUGUUCCCUUAUCGGCGGCUCUCCAUGAUAGGAGUUGUAGUGCCACAACAGCUGAAAAGCCACUGCUUAGGGAACACUAACCUAACAGGGCUAUAGGGGGGUAUUUAUCAAAGGAUUUAUGUGGUUUUUUUCACGUAACUUUGGCGCAAUACUUUGGCGCAGUGUCUUUUUGCGCCAAAGUUUGGCGCAUCUUCUCCACUAUCAUUUUUACAACUUUCUCAAAAUCACACGGUCCUAUGUGUGAUUUUAACUUUAGUCAAUAAUUCAUCAUUUGUGCCAAUCGAUCUUUGGUGCAAUUUUGGCGCAAAUCCUGCUUUUUUGGCGCAAAUCCCCGCGAAGAAAUUUUGCACAUGGAAAACACACCUAGCAAUGUCAGAAAAUGUAAAGGUGUAAAAAUACAUUAAAAUUUUUUUUUUUGUGAAAGCAGCGACGCCUCCAGGGCUGCGCAAUACUAUUCUGCGACAUAGUUGUCUCUGAGGGACCUUCACCCUCCGUUGAGCCAGCAUUGGACAUGGCCUCACAGGUUCAGGAAAGGUAAGCACUAAAGCAGUGGUCUCCAACCUGCGGACCUCCAGAUGUUGCAAAACUACAACUCCCAGCAUGCCCGGACAGCCAACGGCUGUCCGGGCAUGCUGGGAAUUGUAGUUUUGCAACAUCUGGAGGUCCGCAGGUUGAAGACCACUGCACUAAAGUAACAAAAAAACAAAAACUACCCAAGUUGAAAAUAAAAUCCAUUUCACAUGGUGGCUGUAAACCCCACAAAAGAAAAUAACUCAUGUCGCUUGCUGAUAUACUGCAGGAGGGACUCCGAAAUGACUGCUCUACAGGGUAAAAUACGCUGUCCUCUGUGGUGGUAAGUUACUAACAACUUGCACCAAAUGAUAAAUGUGGUGCAUGUCCACGAAAACCAAAGUGAAAAAAAAAAGGGUAAAAAGAAACUGUCAACAGACAAAAUUGAUAAAUACCCCCCAAUGACCUUAAAUGGGUGAUGUCAGCUAAGAUACUCUUGUGUGGGACUCCCCUCUAUGGCGGGCGUAUGCACUAAUAGGGCAUAUGACCAGGAUUUUUCUUUAUGAACUCUUAAGUCUUUGUAGUAACCUUCCAGUUACAUUUCUCAUCCUCAUAACAUCAGAGGCUUGGAAUGGAGCCAUGUGCAUGAAAGGAUGCUUUACCUUAUGCUGCAGAUUUCCUGUUCAGCAUGAAAAACAUAUGACAUGUAUGGUGUUAACAAUAGCUUACGUGCACAUCAGUUACAAUGUAAAACAUUGUGAGUCAAGUAUGAUAAUGUGAGGCUAAGAAUAUAUUAUUCAUGUCAUCCAAACUACAUUUAAUGAAUUGAACAUUGGACUUUCUCCAUUCACAAGCCACUCUGUGAUGGCCCCAGAUUUUUUUCUAGUAGAAUAUGCUCCUGUAUGCUUUCUUCUAGGCACUUUUUGCUUUUGAUGGGUAGCUGCAUGAGUGUAUUGAAAGUAAAGAGAAGGUAUGAUAAUGGAGAGAGAUCUGGUGUGGUCAUGUAAAGUUCUGCAAUAUGUGGUAGUUUGUGGCAAUGUGCCAGAGUAGGUCAAAUGGAUCAGCCUGGUUUCCUGGGUGUUCAGCUCGUAGAGGAUACUUUAGACCUCUCCCGUUCAUACUAGAAAUUCUGUGUAGAUUCCCGGUGCAGCAGCCUCCCAUUAAUUUCAGGGGAGUUAAGCUGGGCAGUUCACACAUUGGAAGUUCCAUUGCAGAAUGUCCGAUGAGGAAUUGGAUUCCUGCGAAAGAUUAAACAUGUUCAGAAUCUGGGACAGAAUUAAAGCAAGUCCACCGCUCCAUCACAGUCCUAAACCCAGGGCACUGUUAGAAAGCGCUGUGGGGUUGCUGGCAAGCUCACUCUGCAGCUCCCUGUCACCUUGAGCUACUGCUUGUCUUUGGCACUGUCAUACAUUGCUGUGGGAGUUUGCCCCACCCCCGCAGGCAUGGAAUACCUAUCCCAUCACAGCCCUGAGCCCUCGGCACUGACAGAAAUUGGCAUUUUAAAUCUCCUGCUUCCACAGCCGUCUAUCCGGCACAGCCGCUGAUCAUCUCUGGCCUGUCGUGCAAGCACUGCGGACAUCACAGCACUAUCUCCUUACUGAAUGUGUGAAUGAGCCCUUAAACCGAGAUCAUGGAAAUAUAUGGAUAACACAGUUGCAGAACUUUUCAUCGUGAACAUUUUCCAUAUAAUGGGAUUGAAUGAAGUGAACUGGUACUAUGCUGAUUGAUGUAUUUCUUUAAAAUAAAGGCAUUCCCUUAAUUAAUUUUUAUGUCACAUGUGUUAGAAAUGUCUGUAGGGUCUGACCUUUGACACCCCCGCUUAUCCUGAAACAGUGCCUGUUACCAUUGUCAAUGAGACAAUUCUUGCACUCUUUUUGAGAUACAGAAAAUAAAGAGAUUACAGACGCUUAGAUAGCAAGCCUUCUGAAAUAGGGGGGUUGGACACCUCAGGUUUGACCCUUAUAAUCAGACAUUUAUGACAUAUCAAAUUAUAUGUUCAUUAAGGGAAAUUCCCUUUUAAGUUCCCUAUUUUAUUUUUUUAGAACAUGGAAAUAUAUUUUAUAUAGAGAAUUUUGUUAAUGUGUAAAAUACAGUAAAUCCUGUAUCCUUUAUUUUACCUGUAUACAUAACAUAUAUUUUACUAUUUAUUUUUAGCGUUACUAUAUUGCUUAUAUGCAAGUAUGUGAGAUCAACAUAAUUAAAGUGCAUUUUAUAUGCCUGAUAAAGAAGAU